AAGAGUUCCACUUCCGGCAGACGGUUUCGAGAAUACGUUUUUAACAAGGACGAUUUAUCCCGAGUCACAAAAUAACGAACUACACUUUAACAGAUUACAACAGAACCAAAAUGAAUGAUACAGUUGAAGGAAUUUUGAAGACUUUUUCCAACAUAGGGACAAAUUCAACCAGUGUUGAGAACUCGACGGCAGCAGUCACAAAAUGGAGUAAACCUUGGAUGAUAUCAGUUUUCAUUAUGUUAAUGGUUUUAAUCUGCGUCGGCAACUGUAUAGUGCUCGUGGCAUACUGCCGAGUGAAAAGAUUACGCACAAGUAACAGUGUUAUGAUGGUACAAUUAACAGUUACGGACCUAGUUGCUGGGCUGACCCUCAUCUUUCAUGCAGCUACGGUAUCGUACGAUUACUUAUUUGAGGACAUUUAUAUUUGUACCUUAUGGUAUGCUCUCGUAUUUUUCCCCGGCAUGGCAUCAGUUCUGUCGCUUUUCAUGAUUACAGUAGACAGAUAUUUUGCCAUAAUAUACCCACUAAAGCAUAUGUCACGCAACAAAAAAGCGUGGUUCGUUGGUGUGGCUCUCUCAAUAUGGAUUCCAGCAUUUGUUCUUGGAUUUGUCAUGCCGAUUUUCUGGCAUAAGGAUUGGUCAUUUGAAAAGGACAAAGAGUGUGAAUUGUCCUUGGUCAUCCCGGAGAUCUACAUAAGUUGGGUCCUUGUACCAUUUUUCGUAUUUAACGCCGCAGGGAUACUCUUCAUGUACAUUAAAAUCGAGCAUGCGCAAAUACAUUCAUUGUCACAUGACAAGCACAAAAUUGCUAAACUAUCACGCACGGUUGCUCUUGUGUUGGCGUGCUUUUUCACGUGUUGGACACCUAUUAUAGUAAUGCUCGGCGUUCAUAGUUACACUUUCAUGAACUAUAAUCCUCUCACAUUGAAGAUUCGAUUGGCGCUUGUUCAGCUGACGGUUCUGAACUCUGCGGUGAAUCCUGUUAUUUACGUGAUCAGAUACCAGCAGUUUAGGAAGACGUUUCUAGAGGCUGUUGGCAGUAAGAGGGUCCGUCCUGCCUCGAAGGUUACAGAGUCCAGUGCUCUGUGAUGCGCUGUCUCAUAAAGGAGAAGUCAGGAUUGAGCCUUUGCGCAUGCGUGCUGCAACCUCGGAUAAGAGAGAUGCACUUUUCCUCCGAACAUUAACUCUCUUUUUAGUGACAUUAACUUUAUAGACAUUUACCAUAUUUGCAAGGUUCUAACCUAGUCUAAAAAUCAAAAUAUGCUAAUUAAUAUGGCGAAAGAAGGACGAUUUUUUAACUAGUGUGUAGCCGUGUGUGCGUGUCCCCGCACAUGUAUUAUUUUUCUUUCACAAAAUGUCCAUUGGAUAUGAAUAGAUGGUGCUGAAAGCAUGAAAAAUUCCCAUAAGUAAAAGAGUAAGAUGUGGAUUGAAGAUUUGUCUCUGGAAUUAAUCUAAUCUUAGCUCUUCCUAAAUGCGGAGUUUAUUUUCUAUUCGAUUGUUAUGUACUAUACCACCAAUUUCUAUUAUUUUUUAUAUUGCUAUGGUAAUAAAUUCAUGCUUUUUAA
This is a messenger RNA of Lingula anatina, 1564 nucleotides long. RefSeq names its product nociceptin receptor-like. Gene Ontology annotation, cellular component: membrane. Gene Ontology annotation, molecular function: G protein-coupled receptor activity. Gene Ontology annotation, biological process: G protein-coupled receptor signaling pathway. Lineage: Eukaryota; Metazoa; Brachiopoda; Lingulata; Lingulida; Lingulidae. The record is from RefSeq and is a predicted model, not a curated record.